CCUCCUGAAUAUAUCGGCUAAAACUAGGGUUUCUGUUUGUGAUUCUCCGAAAUUCAGUAAAAAGAUGAUAUCUUUAUGAAAAUUUAUCCUCUUUAUGCUUGUGAUUUUCCAUAAUUUGGCCUAAAAAUGAUGCUUUUAUGAAUUUUUAUGUUCAAAUGUUUCUGCAAUCAUUUGAUUUCGCUAGAACACGUGGUUCAUCUUGUGAUCAUAAUUUAUAUUCAUGAACUAGAUUUCUGUUGAAAUUUAUUUGAAUUUUUUUUUUUUGAUCAAGACCUUAGGGAUUAAAGCUUGUACAUGUUAAGUUUGUUCUUCAGCCAAAAAAAUAAUCUGUUGAAAUUUAGGAUUCACAAGGGACUGCAAUGUAAUUAAGCAGAUGCUUGGUUUUACUCGAAAUUUUCUAUUGGAAUGAUUCUAAUAUUGUAUAGGCCAUGUUUGUUUUUAUGAUUGAUUUGCCUGUAUUUAAAGCUAUAAUAGGAUUUGUUAAGCGUGCGCAAAAGGAAUUAGCUUGAGGUAUUCAGAGCAAUGCACAACAUAAAGUGAAAGAUUCACGUUAAACACUUGAAGAACUUUUCGAAGACAAGCUAUUUGCUCCUUGAAUUCCAUUUUUCAAUUUCAGGAAUUUUAUAAUAUUAACGCCUUUGCUGAAUGAUUACCGCUCAUGCCUGUUGGGAGUGGUCAUGACUCUGGAACAAUAGCUUUGUGCAUGGAAUUAGGUGAUCUGAAUGCAAAUGUGUUAUAAGAGGCAUGAGUUGUUCUGAAGGCUAAUUUCUAAAUACUUGGAUGGGUGCUCCUAAACAGAAGUGGACUCCAGAAGAAGAAGCUGCUCUUAAAGCAGGGGUCCGGAAGCAUGGACCAGGAAAAUGGCGGACGAUCCUAAAGGACCCAGAAUUUAGCGGAGUGUUGUGCUUGCGUUCAAAUGUAGAUCUAAAGGACAAGUGGAGGAACAUGAGUGUGAUGGCAAAUGGCUGGGGUUCUAGAGAGAAAGCAAGGCUGGCUCUCAAAGGAAUGAAUCAAACUCGUAAACAGGAUGAGAAUUCUUUAGCUCUUAUCAUUGAGGCUCAAAGUGAUGAGGAAAUUGUUGAAGCAAGGCUAGCUACUACUUCUAGUGGUUCUCCACAGAUUGGUGGGUCAAAAAGAUCUAUCAUAAGGUUGGAUAAUCUUAUAAUGGAGGCUAUAAGCAACUUGAAGGAGCCAGGUGGUUCCAACAAGACUACUAUAGCUACAUACAUAGAGGAUCAAUACUGGGCACCUCCAAACUUUAAAAGGCUACUUUCAGCGAAACUGAAGUAUUUAACUGCAACUGGGAGACUUAUCAAGGUGAAGCGAAAGUAUAGAAUAGCACCGAUGUCAGCAUUAUCUGAUAGAAGAAGAAUGCCUUCCAUUCCUCUCUUGGAAAGCGGGCAGAGGAUCUCGAAUAGGGUUGAUCGGGAUGAUAUGAACAUGCGUACUACUAAGGCUCAAGUAGAUUUAGAGUUAGCUACGAUGAGGAGUAUGACACUUCAAGAGGCAGCAGCUGCUGCUGCACAAGCUGUUGCAGAAGCAGAAGCAGCCAUAGAAGAAGCUGAGGAGGCUGCUAGAGUGGCUGAGGCUGCUGAGGCUGAAGCCGAAGCUGCACAAGCCUUUGCAAAAGCUGCAAUGAAAACACUACAAGGGAGAAGCAUUCCAAGGAUGAUGAUACGUGCUUGAUGGAUCUUCCAGAGUCGAGGCUCGAUAUGUCACAUAGAGCUUUGUUGGAUGCUCUUCCAGUUUCUUAUUUUUCAAAUCGUAGCCAACUCGCUUGUUGGCUUGUAAAUAUGGUAAAAAGUUGUGGAAAUGUAUAAUCCAGUGUUAGUGAUAGUAAAGCCUUUCGAAAUGUAGCAUAUUACAUAUUCAUUCCCCCUCUUCACCAGCAGAACAUGAGAAACCUUCAGGGAAAUUAUAUAGUUUCAGACUUGUGAUUUGUGAACUGUACUCAGUGGACGGAAACAGGGUUGAAUUCACCUAGUUUUCUAGUCUUAGGGCCUCCCACAAGAUCUGAACUAAUGAAACCAAGAAUUGACAAUA
This is a messenger RNA of Nicotiana tabacum (common tobacco), 2043 nucleotides long. Its product is annotated as telomere repeat-binding factor 1. The record is from RefSeq and is a predicted model, not a curated record. Gene Ontology annotation, molecular function: double-stranded telomeric DNA binding. NCBI's taxonomy places the organism in Eukaryota, Viridiplantae, Streptophyta, Magnoliopsida, Solanales, Solanaceae. Gene Ontology annotation, biological process: nucleosome assembly. Gene Ontology annotation, cellular component: nucleosome.